GGGAGUGUACCCGGAAGUGCGGCCGCUUCCGGGUUUGAGAGGGACAGAGGAAAAUGUCUCAUCAGACAGGGAUUGGGGCCUCCCAGGAUCUGCAGCAGCUCUUCUCUCGAUCGAAAGACGGCUCCUUGCGCCUGAUCCAGGUUCUGAUAGACGAUGAGCUCCUGGUGGCGGGUGAGUGUUGCCCCCCAGUUGCCAGCUGGGAGAGUGACUACGAUGAGCUGCUGUUGCCUCUGCUCAAGCCCAAAGUCCCCUGCUACGUCCUUUAUCGGCUGGAUAGCCGCAACGCUCAGGGCUUCCAGUGGGUCUUCAUCUCGUGGAUCCCCGAGAGCUCCGCGGUGCGACCGAAGAUGCUCUAUGCUGCCACCCGUGCCACCCUGAAGAACGAGUUUGGGGGCGGGCACAUUAAAGACGAGAUCUCCGCGACUCAGCGGGAGGACAUCACUCUGAGCGGUUACCAGAAACACUUGGCAUCGGAGUCAGCCCCUGCCCCGCUCACAGCCGCUGAGCAGGAACUGCAACAACUCAAGAUUACUGAGAUGAACACUGAGGUGAGCGUGGACACCAAACAGCCAACACUGCAAGGCAUCUCGUUUCCUGUUGACGAAGACGCCGUCCGUGCCUUGCGACAACUCCAGCAGAAGGAUUGCUCCUACGUCCAGCUGAAAGUGGACACUGAAGCAGAGGUCAUCUCCCUGGUCAGCACCCAGCAGACUGGCAUCGCUGACCUCCCCCAGCGGGUACCCUCCGAUGCUCCUCGCUGGCAUUUCUUCCUGUACCAGCACUCCCACGAGGGCCAGUCGCUCGAAUCUCUCGUGUUUAUCUACUCCAUGCCUGGCAGUAAAUGCAGCAUUAAGGAGCGAAUGCUGUACUCCAGUUGUAAGGGACCCUUCCUGAGCUACGUGGAACAGGUGCUGGGCUUGCAGAUUGCAAGGAAGGUGGAGAUCGAUGACGGGGCGGAGCUAACGGCAGAGUUCCUGUAUGACGAGCUCCAUCCAAAGAAGCACACGUACGAACGAGCGUUCAACAAACCACCAGGGCCAGCCCGCAGUCGGGGAGGCGGGAAACGUAUCGUUCGCAAUCCUGCAGCAAGCAGUUAGGGGGAGGGGGAGA
Hemiscyllium ocellatum (epaulette shark) is the source of this 1110-nucleotide messenger RNA. RefSeq names its product twinfilin-1-like. The transcript is spliced from 9 exons. The record is from RefSeq and is a predicted model, not a curated record. The coding region runs from base 54 to 1097 and encodes 347 amino acids. Gene Ontology annotation, biological process: actin filament depolymerization; barbed-end actin filament capping; positive regulation of neuron projection development. Lineage: Eukaryota; Metazoa; Chordata; Chondrichthyes; Orectolobiformes; Hemiscylliidae. Gene Ontology annotation, molecular function: actin filament binding; actin monomer binding. Gene Ontology annotation, cellular component: cytoplasm; myofibril; actin filament.